This is a messenger RNA of Arvicanthis niloticus (Nile rat), 438 nucleotides long. Its product is annotated as testis-specific protein TSX-like. The record is from RefSeq and is a predicted model, not a curated record. Lineage: Eukaryota; Metazoa; Chordata; Mammalia; Rodentia; Muridae.
AUGUCUGAAAAUCAAGACCCCAAGGCCUCUGAAGCAGCAUGCAGUGCAAUGGACUUCCCGGAAUACGAAGAUGAAGAACGCUGGCUUUUCAAAGUUCUGGGAAUCAAGCCUAGGCCUUCCUCUGCUCUGGAUGAUGACACCGAUAAGCAGGAGGACGAGUCACUGGGCCACGACGAAUUUCUUCGCCUGCAAGAGAUCCUUCAGGAGGACAAAGUCAGCAGUACUGAUGAUAGCAACACUUGCCAAGCUGAAUAUACCGAAGACAAUGAUGAGACCAGUCACAGCGACAGCGACCUUGACGAUAAUGUGAAAGUCAUCAUUGGCGACAUUAAAACAAACGCCUCCAUGUACAUGGAGAUGCACAAUAAUCUGAACUCACAAGCUGACCAAGACCUACAAAUAACUGAAUCAGACAAUGCCAUGAACCCAACUGAUUAA